Messenger RNA from Acaulospora morrowiae, 651 nucleotides. Lineage: Eukaryota; Fungi; Glomeromycota; Glomeromycetes; Diversisporales; Acaulosporaceae. The record is from the annotation of a GenBank genome assembly.
CGACAAGACCAACUGCUGAUAGCGGAGACUGACAGUCCACUACUAGACCGAGAAGGAACGACAAAUGCUUCCAAUGUGGGAACGGAUAAUCAAGAACACCUAAGACGACCAAGGAAUGUUAAACAUUAUGAAAUAGAAGGGAAUGAUGACUACGAAAUCAAAGAAUAUUACGAGGUGUAUAAUACCAACGUAACCCGAAAAGUAGAAAGACCACCCAAGAGGAGAAUAGAAUACUCAAACGAUAGUGAACAAAGAGCCAGAAAAAAACCAGACAGGGUACCACCAACAGAAAAGCUAUAUUUACGAUACGCAGGAGAAGCUAUAGAAGUGCUGAUUUUCCACCAUGGUACGGAGUCCCUCUUGGAACCCGAGAGUGAUCAGGAAAGCGUAGAGACUGACUUAUUUGACGAAUUCGAAUACGAGGAAGAAAAAAUAGAUGAAAGAGAUGGUUACUAUACUGGCGACGUGCUUUUGGACAAAGAACUAUACAAGAACCCUUGGGAAGAAAUGGAAAGUCCGGCAAUAUACCUUACUAACAUGGAGGAGGUCCCUACACUAGAAGGGAAAAAAGAAUCUGAAUUGACCACGAAGGAACGAAUCGAAAGUCUAAUAGAAAAAAAUACCGAGCUCGGAGAAGAGGACAAAGGCAAC